Molecule: messenger RNA, 6070 nt
Organism: Seriola aureovittata
Lineage: Eukaryota; Metazoa; Chordata; Actinopteri; Carangiformes; Carangidae
Gene: ap1ar
Product: adaptor related protein complex 1 associated regulatory protein
Exons: 10
Coding region: 126-1034 (302 amino acids)
Biological process (GO): negative regulation of cell motility; regulation of Arp2/3 complex-mediated actin nucleation; negative regulation of substrate adhesion-dependent cell spreading
Molecular function (GO): AP-1 adaptor complex binding
Source: RefSeq, a predicted model, not a curated record
CAACCGAAGAGGAAGGAGGAUGAGGAAGUGGCUGGAGAAGAGGACUGGACCUGGAGAUGUAGCUACCAGCAGUGAUGCACCAGCAGCUGUCAGGCAGCUAGAUAUUAGUAAUAUUUGACAAUGCGAUGGGUAACUGCUGGGCAUACUGUGUCGGGCUCUUCAGGAGAGAAGCCAACAGGAUCCAGAGAGGAGGCGGAUCCAAAUAUUUCCGAAGCAGCACCACAGGGGAACAUUACACAAUAGAGUUUGAAAAUCUGGUAGAGAGUGAUGAGGGGGAGGGAGACAGCCCGCAGCCCUUCCCAAGGCCCAUCAGUGAAGAUGAAAUCAAGCACCUCAGAGAACACCGCUACACUGCGAUCUCAGACAAGCAGAUCCUCAUAGACCAGAAGCUACAAGCAGAGUUAGAGGCACAAGAGGAGAAUUUAAGGCUAGAAGAAGAGGCUAGAAAUGCUGCCCAGCGUGAGGCCGCCAAGUUGGCACGUGAACGAAAAAUGAAGGAGCAGCUGUCUGCCCAGAGGACACGGGGGAAAGCAGAUGGCUCUGGCAGUGAAACUCAACAAAGAAAACAAACCUCUGGGGAGGAUUUCGAUGCCUACCUCCAGAAUGUAAAAGCCCAGUCUGAGGCUUUCAGGAGCAGCAGACUUCCUUCAGACACGAAUGUGGUAACUCCCAACACAGAGUGCAGCUGGGAUUUCACCACUAAGACCCGCUCCACCAAUGAUGACGGCACCUCACUGGACCUAGAGUGGGAGGAUGAGGAAGGAAUCAAUCGAGCACUUCCAGCCUGGGAGAGGUCUCGGACGGAGGAGGACAUCCUGCGCGCAGCCCUGAGGCCCGGCGGCAAGCAGAUGAACAGCGGCCCGACCUCGGCCUCCGAGGACUCCAACGCACUGGAGUGGGAAAAUGAUUUUGUGAGUACUCACCCAGAGGACAGUGCAAACACUGAAUUUGAAGGGUUUGUCAAUCCCGUCCUAGACACUCCCUCUGAGGACGCUUCGGACUGUGGCCUCAGGUUGGACAACCAGGACAGAUAGUGUCCAGCACCAAAGGAGAUGUUUGUCGAGCCGUCUUCAUGUCAAAGCUCACCAGCUUUUUGCCUCAUGAAAUGGAAAUGUACUUACAUGCUCUUCAUAUUCUGUAAUAUGAGACUCUGAUGCUGCGGUAAUAUGUUGUGGAUCUCUACACUACAGUGCAUUGUAGUGAUGUUUUUAUCAAAUACUCAUUUUUCAGUGCCUUCAUUUGCUGAAUUAGCCGACCAUUUUAUGCGUUGUAAUUGGUCAGUUACAUCCAUUACAACCAUUUGACACGUUGCUCAGUAAGUGCUGAUUUUCAGAGCACAGGUGGUCCUACAUAAACUAGUAUGUUGCCAAGUUACUUAUUAUUACUUUAAUGUGAAAGCAAGUUGCUGCUGUAGGACAUGUGUAUUAUACUCACUGAUAGAAAUGGGCACAUUUCACUGGUUGCAGGGAGGGUGUUCAUGCAGAAUCAUAUAUCAAGGUACUUGGUCUAAAUCCCAGUAGGGGAAUUUGUUCUCUGCAUUUGACCCCUCCUAACUAUUUAGCAGCAGUCUACAGCCACAGAGCAGUCGGUGCCUGGGGACCAAACGCAGUUCUGAGAUCAGAGCCUUGCUCAGUGGUAAUGGCAAGAGUAUUCUGCAUGUAUUCUGGGUUGGGAAGAAACCCCCACAUAAGCACAGAAAACAACAUCAAAGCUACAGAAAAUAGUCCUCACUCUGCCCUUCUUCUCUCACCUGUUUCAGUUUUGUCCUCCUGAUUUAUCAAGUUACUGCAUGAUGGCUAAAAAGAACUGAAUUUCACAUCCACACAACAAGUUGUUGAUGAAAAAGAUGAAACAUUAGAGUAAACUUUCAAUUUCAAUUAAUCAGCACAAUGGUACAGCCACUGUCUCCACAUUUGAGACUGCACCCAGGAUGGUUUCUACUUCUUGUUUAAAUGUUCCUUUGAAUCAUGGGAUGCUUGCUCAGCCUAUUUUUGUAUAAUUGUUUGUAUAACAGCGGCCUCAGACAAGGCGUGCAUUUUGUGAAAUGCUGUCGGUGCAUGCACUCUGACAAGAAGGCUGGGCUCACUGCGCUGCCAUCAGCUGCUGUGCUAAGUGAGUUUUUAUACUUCUAGUCCUGUUGCUGUAAUUUGUGUAUCUUCUGACAUUUUAAUAGAUCAACAAAUCAGGUAUCUAAUGAGGAAUUCAUUCAACCAGGCUCAAAAGCAACCUCUGUAUUUGAUGAAAAGUGUCAGCCUCUUAGGUCUAACAGCUUCAUGUCCAGAAAAAUAAAAAUGGAGAAGCCCAAGCAUGAAAACACCUUCACUGUCCUUUUGCAGUAAAAUGCUCAAUAGUAUUUUGAUUCUAAAUAUACACAUUUCCAAUAGUCUAUUAGUGAACAUCUGACAACUAGAGACCUUUUUAUAAAAUAAUUUAAUUAAGCACAUACAGUGACUCAUGUUCAUGGGCCUGUUGGUCUAUUGUAGAACAUCUGGAUUUUUUGUUUCCAGUGAUUGUCUUCAACUGGUUCUCUGCUUAAUUGUAAUAAGUAAGGGAACAUGGAAAUAAAAAUCCUCAAAUUUAAGAACUUUGAAUGACCAAUAUUUUGACAGCACUAACUACCUUCACCAAGGAGGUUAGGUUUUCACCCAUGUUGGUUUGUUUGUUUAUUUGUCAGCAAGUUUACGCAAAAAAGAGCUGAACCAAUUUUUACCACACUUGAUGGAAGGAUGGGGCCAGAGAAGAACCCAAUAAAUAUUGGUGCAGAUCCAUUAGAGCAAGACCGACAUGUAGGAUUGUCUGUUGUAUGCAGAGGUAUGCGCUCUACUGAGUGCCAUUCUAGUUCCUGCUGAUUUUCUAAACCGUGUCAUGUAUCCAAACAACAUGGGUAAAACACAAUUAUUAAGCUGUUAAUGUGAAACACAAAAUAAUACAGCGGAAUGAUGAAAUAAAUAUACAACAAAGGUGGAAUAUCACAGGAGACAAUCUUUACUUAAAUGAAAAAAUCACUCUGUUUACAAGCUUUAAAAAAGACACUGCUGAUUUCUGAUUGGUUGCUCAUGUUUGGCAUUUAUUCAAGACACAAAUCACUUUUGAGUGUAAUAAAUAUACAUCUAAAAUGAUAUGAAAUCCAAACCAGGUAUUCUGACCUUAAAAAACAUUCAUAAAUCUUAGUCUGUAGUUGUUCCCUGCUAAUAAUGAAAGCAAUAUAUUGUGGAGAGUGAGAUCUGAGAUUGGAUGCAAAAAGACCACUGUUAGCAAACAUGCCUCUGUGGCCUAAACUUCGGCACGUUCCAGGCUUUAAUUGAUCCAGAGCUGCUCUCCCAGGGAAUGUGCUGUAUACAUUAUUCUAGUUCUUGUGCAUCACAUUUUUAUACGCUGAUGUUGACCCGUCACAUUCAGUCGAGCACGAGUUGGGACAGUGAGUGUUUCACACUUAUUAUUUCAUCUGUUUGAAUCAGAGGUAGUUUACAGAUUGCACUCUAAUGUGUGGACUUUUAAUUUGGUUGUAGGAGAUGAUUCACUUGUGUGAGGAAGAAAAUGUGCACUACUAUUUAAGUGUGUAGAUGAGACACGGGUUCAUUUGCAGAGAUUUGAGUUGUGUUAUUUAAAGAUAGUAUUGUUUUUAAACACAUUACGAUAUUAUGCUUUGCUGUGAUUACAUGAUAUCUGGUUAAUCACUGUAAUUUCCUGUAAAAAAAACAAAACAAAAACAAAACUGUAACUUAGCUUUCCUUGUCACACUGAGCCUAAGAAAAAAAAUAAAAUAUAGAUAAAAUGUCUUGGACAUCACAUGCAUUCACUGUAAAGACCUGGUGUACAUGGGGCACAGAGCACAGCUGUUGUUUGGUACAUUUGAAGUGACAUUAAUUAACAGAACCAUCGUCAGUUUAACUGGUCUUGUUAGUUGUUGGUAAGUGCAUAGUUUUGUGAAUUUUCUCAUUUUGUAAAGUGAUAUUUCAUACUGGCAGAAUGUUUGAAUUUCUCUCCCAAAAAAAACCUACAAGUACAAGACUCAAGGUUGACAAACUGAAGUGAUAGGGGAAUUACAGACAACAGCGAAGCCACUUCAAAGUCACACUUUCAUUGCGAUACAAACUACACAUUUAUGAUACACAUUAUAAAUCUAUAAUACAAAUUACUAAUCUAAACUCUCUACUAAGAGCUUGAGAAAAGUCUAAAAAAUACACAUCUUGCCUUUCCAUCUGUAAAAAUAUUAUAUCAAAGUGAACUCUCACUUUACCCAGAGGUACUAUAUGGAUGUAUUAUAAGCCACCAGUUGGGGCUACCACUAAUUUUUAUACGGCACUGUGGUGUGUGUUUCUUUGUGAUCCGUCAUCACUCAUCACCACUGUGGUUCAGAGGGUUAAAACAGACACUGUUUGUAAUACUGUAGACUCAUCCACUGAAGCCUGUUCACUGUACAGAUCACCUUUUUUUAUAAAGUCAGUACUAGUAACUGGUUUCCCAAAAUCAUAUGACUUAGUCAAGGACAAACAACCGGUAAACCUCCUCAAAUGAUGUUGAAUGUAUUCAUCUCCUCGAAGGCAGACUGCGAAUUGAAGUUUAGCUUUGGGGAACGCUCUGCUGUUUAUUGUUUUCAACAAAAUCAAAAAAGGUCAAAAUGUGAAAAUCAAAGUAAUUAGCUGAAAAGUCUCACCUCUCUGGAGGUCGUCCACAGUGGUUCUCCGUCUGACUCAGCUUUGUAAAAGUCGCCUUCUUGCUUCAAUGUGUUGAAAUGGACGGUCAAAAAUCUGUGACAUUUCUCAACACUGAAUGUCCCUUUGCUGCUCUGUGUUUAAAAUACAACACUGAAUCAACUUCCUGUCAGUUCAUGAAAAUGUUACUCAUCAGCUGCUCUGAACACUUUGUGCCUUGCUGGCAUAGUUUUCAUAUGAAUAAUCCUCUGUGAAUGGGAAGUCAUGUAUUUUGUAAUUCUGGUUUUUGGAGUAAGUAGAAGACUUAAUAUAUUUACUAUUAUUAUUUACCUGUUUGAUCAACGAGCAUCUCUUACCUUAUAAUGGUUACAAAGUAAAAAAUACUGACAGAUUUCCUGAUUUGGAAAAAAUAGGAACGUGAUAUAUAACUCAAUUUGUUAAUGUGAUGUACUUUAUUGUACAUUUAAAUGUGAUGUUUUUAAUCACACUGCAGCAAGACAUUUGGCAGUUGUUACACAAAACAGUUACUUACAGCUGUUUCUGUAUGAAUCCAUAUAACUAUAAUCAUUCAUUUGUCCCUUGAUGACCCCACUUAAUGGAAGUUUGUCACAAACUGGACUAAAGUGUGCACAUAAGAGUAGAUUUGGAGGGGGUCAUCUUUUCUUUCCAAGGUUGCACCAAUAGACACUACGACUUUACUUCCUUUUUAGCCUGGAUGUCUUUGUAAAUAAAAGUUGUCUUUGCACAUUUCCAUUGCUAUGGCAUAUUUUUCUUUACAAGAGAUAAGGAGGUUGUGGAAAUGGUAAUUCUUUUUUGUACAUAAAUUAGUAAAAUAUUUGAUUACUUAAUACCAUGGUUUUGGUUUUCUAUGACAAACGUAAGAAAAAAUUAGGAAAAAUGUGAGCAAUUUCUAGAAUUGGCUCAACGCCACUAUGUCAAGGUUCAUUGUGAAUAUUUAAUUAGAUCAGUGUAAACUCAUAGCUGCAUUGCAGCAACACUGGCAUUUGAGUAGACACAACCUCUUGUGUUUUGUUUUAGAAAUAGCAUCGAAUGAGUUUCCUCUGCUGGUUAUAUUUGAGCAAAUCGUUACUGUCAACAUUUAAGAUUUCCUUAAUGGGGACAGAAAUGGAUGGAGGAUUUAACAGAAUGGGACAGAUAUUUUUAAACAACAGGCAGAAAUGUAAACUUUUCCUUCUCCUCACAGUAAGGACCAAAUCUCGAGUGUGGCUGUAGGGUUAAUUGCCACCUGUUUCUCAUUACCGACCUGUAACUUGUAAUAAGCACAUUUGCCAAUGAAGGAUUUCUCUUCUUUAUUAUGACAAUUUGAAGCUCUGAUUUUUCUUGUGGCAUGCAACAUUUUGGGUUUUGUUUGAUUGCAAUGAAUCCAGCCUCAAAAUAAACUGGUACCCAAGUCA